UUGCUGACCAUCACUCUGAAGGUGCUGACUCUCCUCUGUGGAUCCCCUCAGCCCGUAUCCUCAAACUUCCCCAUGUAUCACAAAGGCAGAGCAUGGUUUGACUGGCCUCGCCUCACCUUUGGUACCAGCAGCAGUCAACGCAUUAGUGUGUCAGAAAGAGGGUGAAGAGGAGGGAAAAGCAGAGAAGAGGACUAUUUGGACGGAGCUGAGUGUGUGUUUAUGUUUGUAUGUCUCACCAUUGGACGGUCGGGUGAAGGGGCACGAGGAGAAGAGUAGGAGGAGGAGGAGGAGGAGGAGAGGGAAGCCUGCUUGGAUGCAAUUCUCGGUGUCAUGUCACUACGUGUGGACCUUGACUGAUCACAGGGUGAGGAAAAGGGAGAGAGACAGUGAGAGGAAGACAAGGAGGUGGAGAAACUGAGACUUGAAAAGAAGAAGAAGAAGAAGGAGGAGGAGGAGAAGUCUGGCGCUCCGUUUUAUCAUGACAUUGCUGGAUAAACGAACCGACGGAUUGAGCGCUCUUCAGUUGUAUGUCAACAGGAAUUCGCUUUAGAAGAGGGGAGGAAGAAAAGAAGGAGAAGAGACCCCGGACUGCUGUGUUCGACCCAGCUAAGGAGCAGGGACUGGACUUACAGAGUGUGUGUGUGUUUCUGUGGCUGUGUAACCAGUGGAGGGCAGAGGAGUGGAGGGCCAGGGGACUAACCUGGCCAUCAAACGGACUGGCAGCCUCUCCUCUCCAGGGAUCAUGUACCCUCAGGGCAGGCAUCCGGUCCCCUUACAACCCGGCCAGUCUUUCAAGUUCACAGUCCUGGAAACCCUGGACCGUAUAAAGGAGGAAUUCCAGUUCCUCCAGGCGCAGUAUCACAGCCUGAAGCUGGAGUGUGAGAAGCUGGCCAGUGAGAAGACUGAGAUGCAGAGGCACUACAUCAUGUACUACGAGAUGUCCUACGGUCUCAACAUUGAGAUGCACAAACAGGCGGAGAUUGUCAAGCGUCUCAGUGCCAUCUGCGCUCAGAUCAUCCCUUUCCUCUCUCAAGAGCACCAGCAACAGGUGGUCCAAGCCGUGGAGAGGGCCAAGCAGGUCACCAUGGCUGAACUCAACGCCAUUAUCGGGCAGCAGCAGCUCCAACACCUGUCUCACCAUGCCCCGGGCAUCCCUCUGACGCCUCACCCAUCAGGCCUGUCCCUGGGCGCGGGGGGCUCAGGGCUUCUUGCGCUGACCGGGGCCUUGGGUGUCUCGGCCCACCUAGCCUCCAAAGAUGAGCGUAACCACCUUGAUGCUGAACAUCUCAGAGAGGGAGCACCCAGCAGGAGUAAGUCAGUGUCCUCAACAGACAGCCAGCCCACUGAGGAGCGCCAGGGCCCAUCAGGAGGCUACUCCUCCUCACAGGGAGGAGCAGAGGCAAAGAGGAGGCGCUGUGAUGACAAGGAGCCCCUUCCGCCUCACUCCUAUGACAGCGACGGAGACAAGAGUGAAGACAAUCUUGUAGUAGACGUCUCCAAUGAAGAGCCGAACUCUCCUGCAGGCAGCCCUGCUCACUCCCCACACGGGAACGGGUUAGACAGGGCUCCUACCCUCAGGAAAGAGCUCCCCGGCUCCUCGAGCACAGGAGAAGCCCCUUCCACCCCAAACCCCCGCAGCCCCACCCCCGGGAAGUCCAAGGACUCUGCACAGAUGGAUAAGUCCCAGUCUCCGUUGUCCAAGUCCGGUACCCCGUCCCCGUCCCACCGUGAGGCCCUUACCCCUGGAGCUCCAGGAGCUCCCGGUCCCAGCACCUCCUGCCUUCGUCUGGUCAGCAAAGCAGCAUCCAGUGCAGACCCUCUUGCUCUCCGCAGUCCCAUGUCUGUGCCCCCUGGUUCAUACCCGGCUCAUUUUGGCGUGGUGUCCCACGCAGGACUGAAUGGGGAGCUGGCCAGCCCAGGAGGCUUCGGUGGAGCUCUGACUCUCUCUCCACAAAUCAGCGCAGCAGCCAAUGCCUACUCCCGAAGCCCCAUGGUGGCAUAUGACUCCCGGUCUCACCUGAGGGCGCCAGGGCUGUCCUCUUCUCUGCCUGGUUCUUCUGGCGGCAAGCCCGCCUACUCGUUCCACGUGAGCGCAGAUGGACAGAUGCAGCCGGUGCCCUUUCCACCCGACGCCCUGCUGGGCCCGGGGAUCCCUCGCCACGCCCGUCAGAUUCACACCCUGAACCACGGAGAGGUGGUGUGUGCCGUCACCAUCAGCACCUCGACGCGCCACGUCUACACCGGAGGCAAGGGCUGCGUCAAGGUGUGGGACAUCAGCCAGCCUGGAAGCAAGAGCCCCAUGGCCCAGCUGGACUGUCUGAACAGGGAUAACUACAUCCGCUCCUGUAAAAUCCUCCCUGACGGACGGACUCUGAUCGUCGGCGGGGAGGCCAGCACGCUGUCAAUCUGGGAUCUGGCCACGCCCACUCCUCGCAUCAAGGCGGAGCUGACGUCGUCUGCCCCCGCGUGCUACGCUCUGGCCAUCUCCCCUGACAACAAGGUCUGCUUCUCCUGCUGCAGCGACGGCAACAUCGUCGUCUGGGACCUUCACAACCAAACGCUGGUCAGGCAGUUCCAGGGCCACACAGACGGAGCGAGCUGCAUCGACAUCUCCAACGACGGCACCAAACUGUGGACGGGAGGGCUGGACAACACAGUCCGCUGCUGGGACCUCCGAGAGGGACGGCAGCUCCAGCAGCACGACUUCACCUCGCAGAUCUUCUCUCUGGGCUACUGUCCGACAGGCGAGUGGCUGGCUGUGGGAAUGGAGAGCAGUAAUGUGGAAGUCCUGCACGUCUCCAAACCUGACAAGUACCAGCUGCACCUUCACGAGAGCUGCGUUCUCUCCCUAAAGUUUGCCUACUGCGGCAAGUGGUUCGUGAGCACAGGAAAAGACAAUCUGUUGAAUGCAUGGAGGACACCAUAUGGAGCGAGUAUUUUCCAGUCCAAGGAGUCCUCAUCUGUGCUGAGCUGUGACGUCUCACCGGACGACAAGUACAUAGUGACGGGCUCCGGGGACAAGAAGGCCACGGUGUACGAGGUGGUGUACUGAGGGCCGGGACAUGAUGGGAAGAGACAGGACGGAGAUUUCGUUUUUUUUUUGUUUGUUUUGUUUUUCCUGAUCCUCAUUACAUCAGCAACAACAGCACCUCCGUCACUCCUCCUGACCCUCAGCCCUAAUACAUCACCCCCUCUCCCCCUUUUUCCUGUGAUAUAAGCUACUGUGGGAGCUCCCAAAUGCCUCCUCCCCCCUCCCUCCUUCCACUUUUAGCCCAAGGAUGAGGUAUGAUAGCAGAGAGAGAGGCAGAAAGGGAAGCAGCGAGAUAAGAAGGACAAAGGAAAAGGGCGGUGGAGCAUAAAGAUAAAGUCGGGAGGGAUAGACAAGAAGGAGGAGAGAAAGGGAGAGUGCGGAAGGAAGAGAAAUGAAAGGGAGGAAGAGGAGAAGGAGGAGGAGGGAGGCAGAGUAAUUAGGGCUGUUUCCUGAUUAAGAGCUCAGUGGAAGGGAGGCCCCCAGAGGAGGCGCGGAGCGGCACUGUGGGAGCGCCAGCCAGGAGCACUGAUACCACACAAUCGAUUCAUUAGCCAGACAGUGGAAGCCUUAAUGAGGCUGACGCCGCAGCUCGCUCUCCCCAGCGAGAGGUGUCAGGAGCUGGGGAACGAUGACGCUCCGAGACGGAGGGGGUCGCCUCAGAUAUUCACAUACACUGACAUGAAACAUAGACCUGCUCUCAUACACACACAGGCGCACGUCAUUGGGCAAGAAUACACACGCUCUCUCGGAUACACCCCCUUGAGGUAAUCGUGGGAAGAGAGAAACACACACACACACACAACACGCAGAGCACCCAAUUAAACAUUCAUCGCAGCACUCCCCAUCUCACUGCUUAAUAUCUAUUUUAUUUUGGUCUGACAAAGGCAGCGUCUAAUGAGCAGCCGAGUCAAUGGGAUUCUCCCAGGGCCCAGAGACACAAACACAGAACAUCAGCCGAGCUGUUCCCUCUAAUUCCUCUGGAUUGUUCUCCUGACACCGGGCGCUGCUCUCACUCUCAUUAAAGGCACUGUCAGCUAGAUGAAGUAGCAGCACGCCAACUUCACUGUAAGGCAGACAAGAGGGUAAAUUAACACCACCCGAUUACGCUAUCAUCAGCAGCAAACUAAGCAGCAACUAAUCCGAAUCCUUUCAAAUUUUAUGCAACUAGUUGCUGUUUUCAUUUACAAACCAGUUGAGAAUUACAUGUUUAUCAGAGUCUUUAUCUCCGCCUGCCUGCUGAUGUGCUCGUGUUCAAAGUGCUCUGGCUAAAUCUUUAGCUUUAAGCUAUUGAUUGCUAUUAAUUAAGAUGCUAAACACCUUUCAAGGACAAGUCUGACAUUUUGGAAUAUGUGCUUGUAGAUUUAAAUGAGACAAAUGGAACCACUCUCAUGUCUGUAGGUUGAGUAUGAAAGAGCCUGCUAACCUAGCAUAGCAUAAAGAUUGAAAACAGGGUUAGCAGUUUCACCUUCUUUCCAGUCGCUAUGCUAAGCUAAGCUAAUCAGCUGCUAGCUGUAGCUCUAUAUUUACAUUACAGAUGUGAGAGUAGCAUCAAGCUUCUCAUCUAACUCUCAGCAAGAAAUCCAAUAAGUGUAUUUCCCAAAAUGUUGCACUCUUCCUUUAAACCUGAUUCUUGCUCUUCAGUCCUCCUUGUAUGAUAUUCCAAACUGGCAGGCAAACUGUAUAUCAGAGCUCUCUGCUUCUGUAGAACAUGCGUCACCAUUGUGUAGGCUAAACAGGCACAUUUCAAGCUUUUUCUUUUAUUACUCAUUUAUUUCAAUAUUUUUUAUGAAUAGUGAUUGCUCGUCUUAUGUAAUGAUUGUUUAUGUAUUGGGGUUGCCUAUGACUGCGUUUCAGGGUUCGGGUGGAGCAAACAGAGAGGGACGCACUCACACACGAACACGUACAAAAUCAAGUGGAACACAGGCGGGAAAAAUAUUUUUGUUCCUUUAUCUUGUUUUUUUUGUUUUUUUUUGUAUUGUUAUCCUUGGUGGUGGUGACAGGCAGAGGGCGCACAGCAUCAGCAGUCCCAUGUAAAGAAAAAAAAUAAGACCCUCCGUUCUGUCUUCUGUUUGUUGUUUUUGUUUUAUUCCCCUUUUUUCAAAAGUGGUAGUGAUGUACUGUAGUCAGUUUUCAGUCCUUAUUGUGCAACUGAACUAUGUUUCUGUUGAGUCUGUGGUCAGUGUACAGCCGGCGUUGGCGAUACAGAGCUAGCCAUCGAAGACGUCCCACUUUUUACUGCAUGCUUGUUGCACUAAAGCUCCACUUCUGCUGAUAGAACGAGACAGAUCUGAUUUUACUCGGUAGGUACAGUGAACGGUCUCAAAGCCACAGAUUUACAGAGGGAUGAAUUUUACAUUACAGUAUGCAAUUUAAUUCAAUUGUAUAAACUUUUAGCAAGAUUAGUCCAUGUUUCUCGCUGCAGCUCUAACGCAGGAUAGAAGAAUUAUGAGCGACUUCUACAAUGGCUACUGUACCAGCGAGGAGUGAGAGAUCAUUUGUACAGUUUAAUGCCUUUGCCUGCCUCUUUCCCUUCCUGCCGUCAGCCACAGGCAGACCUAAAUGAUAUUCUCAUACACAAGCUUAUAUACUACUCAGAAUGAUGCUGUAUAAUGGCUAUGCAUUUGGUGGUAUAGCGUGAAUAUUUGGGACAUUGUAUUUGAUACUCUUCUGACUGUCAGUAACGUCUCUCCCCUCCUGCCUGUGCUUUCUCUGUUCCAACGGUAUAAAAACUCUGAUUUUCCAUUUUACAAGCCCAUGUUUAGUUUAUCUUUUAAACAGCCAAGGAACUCUUUUUUUCUUCUUCUUUUUUUAAAAAAAGACUGCACUGUGUCUUCUUCCCUCCUGAUGCGUUUCCCAUGUGCUGUACAAGAAAUACUGUGUGAAAAAUAAACCAAACUUGUGUUCAUCCUUU
Molecule: messenger RNA, 5942 nt
Organism: Centropristis striata (black sea bass)
Lineage: Eukaryota; Metazoa; Chordata; Actinopteri; Perciformes; Serranidae
Gene: tle2b
Product: TLE family member 2, transcriptional corepressor b
Exons: 22
Coding region: 743-3052 (769 amino acids)
Biological process (GO): negative regulation of canonical Wnt signaling pathway; regulation of DNA-templated transcription
Cellular component (GO): nucleus; transcription regulator complex
Molecular function (GO): transcription corepressor activity; protein binding
Source: RefSeq, a predicted model, not a curated record